GAGAAACCUCCCGCGGCAUCCGCGGAUAACGGUGCCCGACCUUCAUCUCCAGCCGCGACUGUGCCGUGCGCGGGGCGGGGCGCCUGCGUGUGACGUCACUGCACCCGCCCCACUUUACAGGGUCCCUGAGGUGCUCGGCGGCCCGGGUCCGCGGGAGGCCGCGCCAUGAACGACCGGAGCAGCCGGAGGAGGACGCUGAAGAAGGACGAUGAGGCCUUCGAGAUCUCCAUCCCCCUGGAGGAGGCGCCCCACCUGGACCCCCAGCUCUUCUGCAGCCUGAGCCCCUCUCGGGGCUUCGAGGAGCCCCCCGAGGCCGCGUCGCCCACCGCCGCCCUGAUGAGCGGCGUCAGGGCGCAGCUGCACAUGGCCCUGGAGCGGAACUCGUGGCUGCAGAAGCGCAUCGAGGACCUGGAGGAGGAGAGGGACUUCCUGCGCUGCCAGCUGGACAAGUUCAUCUCUUCCGCGCGCAUGGACGCAGGUCACGUGCGCCUGUCUCCCCACCUCUCCCCAGAGGACCACUGCCGGGUGAAGCCGGGGCCCAGGCGGGCUGAGGGCGACGGCCGGGCCGGGGCAGCGGGCGAGGCCUCCGACCCCGAGUCGGCCGCCUCCUCGCUCAGCGGGGCGUCGGAGGAAGGCAGCAACCCCGAGCGGCGGCGGCAGAAGCAGAAGGGAGGCGCCGGCCGCAGGCGCUUCGGGAAGCCCAAGGCCCGGGAGAGGCAGCGGGUGAAGGACGCGGACGGCGUGCUGUGCCGCUACAAGAAGAUCCUGGGCACCUUCCAGAAGCUCAAGAGCAUGUCGCGGGCCUUCGAGCACCACCGCGUGGACCGCAACACCGUGGCGCUGACCACGCCCAUCGCCGAGCUGCUCAUCGUGGCGCCCGAGAAGCUGGCCGAGGUGGGCGAGUUCGACCCGUCCAAGGAGCGGCUGCUCGAGUACUCGCGCCGCUGCUUCCUGGCCCUGGACGACGAGACGCUCAAGAAGGUGCAGGCCCUCAAGAAGAGCAAGCUGCUGCUGCCCAUCACCUACCGCUUCAAGCGGUGAUGCCCCUGGCCCGGCCCCGCCCCGCCCCGCCGGCGAGCUGUGCGCACGGGGUGCCCCUGGCCAGGCCUGGGGGGCGGGCAGCGUGCUCCUGCGUGUGCCUCUCCUCCCCCUCCUGCGGACCCCCCACUCGCACCCCAGGUCCCUGGUACAGAGCCCCGCCGUCCUUGCUCCCCACGUUCCCAGCAUCCUUCCCCUUCCCAGGGCUGGGGGUGGGGACUCCUCCCGUGGCCAGGCUCCCAGGGCCCGGUCCAGCUCUUCCCUCCACACCGGCACCCCUCCCGCCCGCACCGGGCCCUCACUCCCGGGGGGAAAGGGCGGGGACACUGUACAUACACUCGGUCUCCGACCCCCCAGCCCCGACCGAGGACCCGCCUUCCGGACCACCCCCCCCCCCCUAGUCCACAUGAGACAGAGAAUUAAUUAUUCAGAGAAUUUAAAUUAAAGAGACGAUAAAAUUUGGAAUAAA
This is a messenger RNA of Pipistrellus kuhlii (Kuhl's pipistrelle), 1507 nucleotides long. RefSeq names its product coiled-coil domain containing 106 (gene CCDC106). The record is from RefSeq and is a predicted model, not a curated record. NCBI's taxonomy places the organism in Eukaryota, Metazoa, Chordata, Mammalia, Chiroptera, Vespertilionidae. The transcript has 6 exons. Gene Ontology annotation, cellular component: nucleoplasm. Bases 166 to 1041 code for a protein of 291 amino acids.